Molecule: messenger RNA, 2235 nt
Organism: Drosophila kikkawai
Lineage: Eukaryota; Metazoa; Arthropoda; Insecta; Diptera; Drosophilidae
Product: FERRY endosomal RAB5 effector complex subunit 3
Cellular component (GO): cytoplasm
Source: RefSeq, a predicted model, not a curated record
UAAGCGGUCGCCCAGCCGGUCACACUGCUUGCAUUGUGGGCGGGGGGCGUACUUUAGGAACUUAAUUUUAAGCCCCAACUAAACGCCCCACAAUGGAUACAACUGCCACUCGUUCGCUUUCCUUCGAGUAUCACUACAAGAACCAUGAGGGCAGGGACUGCACAUCGCAGCUAAAUAUCACCUUUCCAUUCGACCAAGAAUCUCUGGAGGAGUGUGUGACCCAGUUGAUGAGCCAGAUGGAUCCCAUGAUGCGUUAUCUGGACGAGAACAUCAGCCUGGAGAAGCAGCUGCAGGAGUUCGUGGACAUGGAACACCAAAGGUUUUUGGAUGACCACGCGGAGAAGCUCCUCAAUCAGGCUGCCAACGAAGAAUUGGACUUGGAAGCUAUAGUGCGGAACACAGAGCGUCUGUACAAGGAUGAGCUGCUGCAGUUUGCCGAUCGCGUGGGCCCCAGCGACGCCGAUAUAUUCGCCCAGAGCUUUCACCGGUUGGUGCACUCCUCCUCGCUGGAGGAAAUCCUUAAGCGGGAGCGGACCUAUGCCAAGGUUGUGGCCGACAUGACCGAGCACAUGGACAACGAGGUGGAGACGCUUAACAACUCGCAGCAGCAGGAAAUGGACAGCCAGAUAAACCAGCUGGAUAUCACCACGACCUCGGACGAUAUCAACAAUCUCCUGGCCCAGCAGUACACCACACAGAACUUUGUGCGCAAGCGCUACGAAUCCGAGCUGGAGGCUAUGAUGGGGCAUCAGAAGAACGAGUAUCGGGACUGGAUCACGAGUCAAGUGAGCCAAAUGUUUCAGGUGCCCCCGGUGGCCACGCCGCUGGGCAACCGCUCCUCGAUGUUCGUCUCGCAGCAACCUUCAAUGGAAGAGAGCUUCACCAUUCAUCUGGGCUCUCAGCUGAAGCACAUGCACAACAUCCGCAUCCUCAGCGCCAAUGUGACGGAGCUGUGCAGUCCGCUGCACGCCGAGGAGAGUCUUAAUGGCUUGAAUAUGGCCCUGGGCCUGUAUUCCAGCUCCCUGUGCGGCGUGGUGGUGCUGACCCCAUCCAUACAGGCGCAGGCCAACAAGAAUAUCAUAAAGAACGCCAACAAAUCCACCGAGUUUCACUUCGAGCAAAUUGAUGUGCAACUGGAGAACAUCGAGAAGCAGAUACGCAGUCUAAGCACUGGCGAUUCCACCACCAGCAGUAAUAGCAGCAGCACGGAAGACAGUGCCACGUCCUCUCCAACCAAGAAGCAGGUGCCCAAACUGAAGACGGGCGACUUCUUCAUCACCAAGCACUCGAAUCUCUCGCAGUCCCAUUGCAUAUUCCAUCUGAUCUCGGACGAACCCAUCAACAGUCCCAGUGAGAUAAACUCGCGACAUCCCGUAAUCUUGGGGCUAAGGAAUAUCCUUAAGACGGCUAGCCGGCAUGACAUUACCACGCUGACUAUUCCGGCCCUGCUGCGGCACGAGAUGAGCGAGGAUAUGACGGUCCAGUGGUGCAUCAGACGGGCGGAGCUGGUUUUCAAAUGCGCCAAGGGAUUCAUGAUUGAAUCGGCAUCUUGGGGAGGAGCAGAAUUAAGCACCUUGCAAUUGCUACUGCCUGACGACAUAUCGGAGAGCCUGUUCACCACUUUGGCUGGCAUGGUGCCCAGCGUUUUCCAUGUGGCCAACCCAAAGAUUCUGGUGGACACCAACAAAUAACUGCAACUGCGGACAUUCCUCAGAUUAAAUUAAAAAAGACUUUAAAUUAUUUGUAUGAAUAUACAGUUUAUUCAGAUUCAGAGUUAUAUAUUUAUGUAUACGCUUCGUCGUUAUUCGUCGUCGUUCCGCUCAAAAAGUUCUCUUGUAACUUCAACACACUCAGAAUUGUCUGUAAAUGUUCCUGUAUCAAUUUUUUGUCAAUAAUUCAUCGCAACCUUUUUCAAAACUACAACACUACGAUGUAUAAGUACAUAUUCUCAUAUAUUUUUAGUUAUGUUUUAGGUAAGUGUAGGUAUCGUGUGUAUAUUACUUCCAAAUGUAAAUGUUUAUCUUUGGUUUUUCGACCCCUUUGCGAGUGUUUUUUGUAAUGUGUGAUGUAUGUUUGUGGAUUGUAAUUAAGUCUGUUCGGUUAUCUGCUUCGAUUAUAAUAAUGAUACUUUGAAUAACUCCGAUCAUUAACUUGUAAAUAUGCCUUUGAAAUAUAUAUAUAUAUAUUUAUGUAUAUCUAAACAAUUGUAUUCUGCGGUAUCUGUUAGGUUUGUUA